AUUUAAGUAUAAUACUAAUGAAUGUAUCACAUAUCUUAUUCCUGGCUAUUAUUAGGAAUGAUAAAAUGUAGCAUCAAAGAUUUGUGGGGAUGGGUUAUUAUAGAAGGGUGAACUGAGUAACUUGUUGCAGGGUUUAUUUUAUUAACAUUAAUGAGAGAAUUUAAGAUUACAGGAGUUUCAUUAGUUGUUCAAAGUCAUAAAUACAGUGUAUAGCUCUUUAAUUUAUGUUUCCAAAUGUUUAAGAGUUUAUGGCUAGAGAUGAAUUACCAAUAAGUCUAAAUUUGAUUUGUUGUACCAAUGAUUUAUUGGUACUAAUGAAGCUGCAAGUUUGUUUGUCUGGGUGGUGAUGGUCUAUACAUGUUUGAUCAUUGAGUUUUAGUGUGUUGUUCUGGUUUCUAUGUAAAAUCAUGUUUUUUGCUUUUUUUGUGACUACAAUUAAGCUUUAUUUAUUUUAUCUCUUAAUUCCAAUUCUUGUUGUAUAAUCACAUUUGGCAUAACAAUAAUGUUGUUAAUUACAUUCAAGAAAAUCAAACACAUUCACAAACAUGGGUUAUUGUAUUGUUGGUAUUUUAUUGUUCCCUCUAAACAUUGCUUUGGACUUUUGUGAAGGUCAAGAUACUGAAUUAUAGAUUCAUUUUGCUUUGCUUUUUUUCCUUCACAGCCCAUACCAUGGCGCUUCCAGCAGAUGGAUCCCCAAUGUUGGAGGGACUUCCAGACAAUGGUAAGGAACACGGUAAGUUGUGGUUAAAUGAAGCCGACCCACCAUCAAACCUUAGUUUUGGUACCGUGUGUCCUUCCAACUUCAUAUUUAAAUCUGGACUUGACAAACAGAAACAGCCCAUUUUGCGUCCAAAGAAGUCUAGACCUAUCGGUACCCUGCAACAUCAGCAGGUAGGUUUUAAAGAGGACGAGGCUUCUUUGACUUCAGGCCGAGCCUGGAGAACAAUGAAGAAGGUGGAUGCUGCGAAGGAGGACGGCCCACCAUCAAAGCUUAGUUUUGGUACCGUGCUUCCUUCCAGCUUUAAAUUCACAUGUGGACUUGACCAAAAGCAAGAGCCCGAUAUGCGUCCAGAGGACUCCAGUCCUAUCAGUAUCUCGCCACAGCCUCCGGCAGGUUGGAAAGAUACUUUAGUAUCUUCUGACCGCCCCAGGAGAACUACAAAGAAGGUGAAUGCUGCAAAGGAGGAUGACCCAUCAUCAAAGCCUAGUCAUCAGGUAGGUUUGAAAGAGGACGCGGCUCAUGUGACAUCUGUGACUGGCAAAAACAGAGAGAGGACAAAGGACAGUGAUGCUGAAGAGCAGCCCCCUGCCCAGAGGACUAAGAUCUCUCUUCCUCCAAGGGGUGACCUUUUCGCCAAGUUCCGCCCUGGCGCAGAAGACCCUGCCAAGAGGACCAGGGACAGUGUUACUGAAGAGGAAGUUGCCGCCAAGAGGACCAACCAUAGUGAUCAGGUCAUUCAAAGCAUCCUCGAACGGUUGGCAUGGAGAUGUGAAAAAGAAUGGGGGAACAAGGCCCAUCCAUCAAGCUCUCUUUUGCAUCCCCGGUGUAGGAGGGAAUUUGAAGAACCCACUCAGUUUCUCCCUUACCUCAGUCUCUCACCAAGGAUGUCGUGUGAGGAUCCUUUUCUCUCAUCCCCUGACUCCAGUCCCUCAUCAUUGACACACUGUGAAGAUCCCAUUUUGUCACCCUGUGUUUUCAGUCCCCCGCCACAGAUGCCAUGUGAGAAUCCCAUUCUGUCACACAUAGAAGAGGAACAAAUACCUUCAACAUCUGGCGGAAUUAUAGCAAGAGGGAGUUCCAAGAACGUGUGGUUUAGACCUAACUACGUCUUGUCAAGUGACUCUGAUUAGAUUGGGAUCUGUAAAAACUGAAGACCUAUUUGGGAAGUCACAUUAGAACAUCAUCAGUUCUGUUGUUUGUUACUAAAGCCAAUGGCUUUCUAGCAGGCCUGUGGAAAACUUAGGUAGCGUCUUGCACCAUUUUUUUUCUUUAUUCCACUACUAGAUUUAUCAUUUUCAAUGUUAAGGAUUCUUGAAGAACUGAAGAAACCUUAGGUAGCGUCUUGCACCGGGUUUUCUUCAUCUUUGUCUUUUCCUCUCAACUUCCUCAUGUUUCAGGGUGUAAUAGCGGUUCUUCUCCACACAGUGCUCUCUGGCAUAGUAAAUUAUUGUAUCCUGUUCCUCCACUAAUCCAUUCUCCAAGUUUUUAAUCUUUCAGGUUUCAGCUGCUCAUCGCUGGAUCCUUUCGCCGUUGUUCAUGUGGUUCCUGUGCUUCUGGACCCCUUAUUUUUCACACUGCUUGUUGGAUCUCCUCAUCCUGUAAUCCUCCACCUUCAGCACCACCAGUCAGAAGGAGGAAGAUAAGAGAACCCUGUUGACAAGAAAAGUAAGAAAACUUAUUUUUAUUUUAAAUAUGGAUAAAAUUGAGGUCAAAUUGUUCUUUCUUCAGUCCAAAUAUAUUCUGUUUAUUAACUCUGUUGUCUUUUCUCUUUAUUUCAUUUCUACGUCAACUCAUGUCACAUGACAUGAGUUGACCAACAAUGACAGCAGAAGAUCAGCUCCUCCUGUAAUCCUCCACCUUCAGCACCACCAGUCAGAAGGAGGAAGAUAAGAGAACCCUGUUGACAA
Molecule: messenger RNA, 2628 nt
Organism: Gambusia affinis (western mosquitofish)
Lineage: Eukaryota; Metazoa; Chordata; Actinopteri; Cyprinodontiformes; Poeciliidae
Exons: 2
Coding region: 670-1851 (393 amino acids)
Source: RefSeq, a predicted model, not a curated record